Molecule: messenger RNA, 7049 nt
Organism: Oncorhynchus masou masou (cherry salmon)
Lineage: Eukaryota; Metazoa; Chordata; Actinopteri; Salmoniformes; Salmonidae
Product: PHD finger protein 14-like
Exons: 20
Coding region: 90-2792 (900 amino acids)
Biological process (GO): regulation of transcription by RNA polymerase II
Source: RefSeq, a predicted model, not a curated record
CUUCUUGUGGCUAACGUUGUGCACAUAACAUGUUGAGGAGGCGUUCUUUGUGCCAUUGUUCAAUCAAGUAAAAACGAGAAAACGGAUAAAUGGACCGUGGGUCGAAGCACAGGCAGGUGAAGCCUCUGGCUGCCUCUCUGCUGGACGCCUUAGAUUAUGACAGCUCAGACGACAGUGAUUUCGAAGUGGGAGACGCAGAUGCCUCAGGGUCAGAGGGUAGUGCCAUUGGGAGUGAUGAGGAGAGGUCCAAGGAGGAGAGCGCUGCUGAGGACUCUGACAACAACAGCGACUCUGACAACAUCGGCUCUGCAAUGGACGGUGAGGAACAGACCAAGGAGCUGACAGGUGACGACACCCCCACAGAGGAAGAGGAGAGGACCAAGGAAGAGCAGCCGUCCUCUGACACUAGCACCACCACCACUAAAGACCCUGCUCAAUCAGGGAUGCCCAGGGGCCGACGGAGGAGAGAGGAGAAGGCCUCGGACACAGAGGCUGGGAGUGGAGGAAGUGGGAGUGGCACAGGUCGUGGUAAUGCGGUAGUGGUAAUGCGGAGGACGGCCGCGACACAGGAGCCCAAGAAGUGGAACCUGCGUUGUAAACGCCCCAUGCUGGACUUCACCUCCAUGGAAGAGCUCAACGAGAUGGACGACUACGACAGCGAAGACGACAAUGACUGGAGACCCACCUCCGGCAAGAAGAAAGCCAAGACGGCGGCCACUCAGAGAGGAGGAAGUGAGGGAGAGGAGGAGGAGGAAGAUGACGACGGAGGGAGCGGUAGUGAGGAUGAUGACAACAAUGAUGACGAUGGUGGUGAUGAUGAAGAUGAGAACGAAGAAGGGAGCAGUAGCGACAGUGAUAAAGAGGUGAAGAAACCUAAUAAGAAAGUGAUAAGCAUCAGUGUGUUUGACAAGGAGCUGACCAAUGACAGCAUGUCACAGGGAAAGAGCAACAAGGAUGCCCUGCUGGAGCGUGCCCAGGCGUGGAGUGCGGUGGCCCAGAGGAUGGAACACAUCCUGAUCUGCUGCGUGUGUCUGGGAGACAACAGCGAGGACGCUGACGAGAUCAUCCAGUGUGACAACUGUGGUGUGACUGUACACGAAGGUUGCUAUGGAGUGGACGGGGAGAGCGAUUCCAUCAUGAGUUCUGCCUCGGAGAACUCCACAGAACCGUGGUUCUGUGAUGCCUGCAAGAACGGAGUCACGCCCAGCUGUGAGCUCUGCCCCAAUCAGGACGGGAUCUUCAAAGAGACUGACGCUGGGAGAUGGGUCCAUGUGGUUUGUGCGCUCUACGUCCCUGGAGUAGCGUUUGGGGACAUUGAUAAACUACGACCAGUGACUCUCACAGAGAUGAAUUACUCCAAGUAUGGGGCCAAGGAGUGCAGUUUCUGCGAGGACACCCGGUUCGCCCGGACAGGCGUGUGUAUCAGUUGUGAUGCUGGCAUGUGCCGAUCCUACUUCCAUGUGACCUGUGCUCAGAGGGAGGGGCUUCUCUCCGAGGCAGCUGCGGAGGAGGACAUAGCCGAUCCCUUCUUUGCGUACUGUAAGCAGCAUGCGGACCGCUAUGACAGGAAGUGGAAGAGGAAGAACUACCUGGUUCUCCAGUCCUACUGCAAGGCGUCUCUACAGGACAAAGAGAAGCAGCUGGCCCCCGAGGCACAGGCCCGUAUUACCACCCGGCUGCAGCAGUACCGGUCCAGGGCAGAGCUGUCCCGUAACACCCGGCCCCAGGCCUGGGUCCCCCGGGAAAAGCUGCCGCGACCCCUGACCUCCAGCGCCUCCGCCAUCAGGAAACUCAUGAGGAAGGCUGAGCUCAUGGGCAUCAGCACGGACAUCUUCCCCGUAGACACGUCAGACAUCAGCGCCAGUGUGGACGGACGCAGGAAACACAAGCAGCCCGCCCUCACUGCAGACUUCGUCAACUAUUACCUGGAGAGGAACAUGAAGAUGGUGCAGAUUCAGGACAAUAUCUCUGAGCAGAAGAGCCUCAAAGACAAGCUGGAGAGUGAGCAGGAGAAGCUGCACGUCGACUACAACAAGCUGUGUGAGUCUCUGGAGGACCUGCAGAAUAUCAACGGUGUUCUGAGGAGUGAGGGCCAGGUCAUAUGGACCAUGCUGGGAGGAAUCCUAGGACAGAAACUGGACUCCCCGUCGGUCCUGAAAGCCCCUAAAGAGAGGAAGCCCAGCAAGAAGGAGGGAGGAGCUCCUGGGAAGUCCUCCAACCAACCAGCUGUCCUCUCCAGCUGUGGGAUCUGUAAGAAAAACCAGGACCAGCAUCUCCUGCUCCUGUGUGACACCUGCAAGCUCUACUACCAUCUGGGCUGUCUGGAACCUCCCCUGACACGCAUGCCCAAGAAGACCAAGAACAGCUACUGGCAAUGUUCAGAGUGUGACCAGGCCAGUAGCGAUGAUGCCGACAUUGCCAUGGAGACCCUGCCCGACGGCACCAAAAGGUCUCGGAGACAGAUUAAAGGACCAAUCAAAUUCAUCCCUCAGGAGAUGUCCCCAGAGCCCAAGAAACGAGAUGUGACGGGCACGGUUAUUGUCCUGCUGAAUGGUGGAUUUGUCUCCCAGUGUCUAUUGGAAAGCAGACUGAACCAGAGAACCAGAGGGCAGAAGAGGAAGAGGGUGUCCGUCUGUGAGGAAGAAAAGUUUGAGGUGCAGGAACCGGCUCUACGGGAGCGGCGUCAGCGCCAGUCUGCGAUGCAGAAGAAGACACCUAAAGCAGACGACACUAGGACCGACUGUACAUCCUGCAAAGGACCUGGGGACAAUGAGAACCUCGUCAGGUUGUGAGAGCCGGGGCAGACACCUCUCCUCACCUCCCCACACCUAGACUGCUGGACAGAUGAGAGAGAGAAGCAGACCUUUGGCUUAGAGGCAGAGAGGGACUUAAUUACGUGGAAGAAUGACAGCGGCGGUGUGGGAUCAGAUGGCCAUCUUUGACCUUCCAACCACGGUCUUCUUCGUGACCCAAAUUGGACCUUCUACUGGCCGUCCAAUUAAAAUUGAGGGAGAGAGGCAGAAAUGGAAAUGAACUUUGAUGAAUUCUAAAAUACUUGUUGAAAUUAGCAAAUUAAGUUUUGGAAGGUUCAGUAUUACUGAACUGGUCAUUCUUGGAAGAAAAACAGGCCCGUUAUGAUCAUCACUGCCAACUCUAAGAGUCCAUAUCGAAGGACUAAGGUCUAUCUAGAGUAAGGAGUGAUUCUGAAACUGAACAAUAUUACUAGAAGCAUCUCAUUGGUUACCCGUCUGUCUGCUCCUCUCUAUUCCUCUAACAAUGGUGCUUCUUCUCUUCCCCAUUUUUGUCUCCCUUGUUCCCUUUUCUGUUUCUCUACCCGUGUCUCUUCACUCUCUCCUCAGCCCCCUUCCCUCUCUCAUCCAUUCGAUGUUGACCUCCCUAAGCAUCUUAUCACCACAUCCAAUCAGUUGUAUUGACUCGAGUCAUUUGUGGUCCAAUCACAUAGUGUUUUCCUCAGUAAAGGCCUUUAAUUGGAGAUGCACUUGAACUUAAGCUCUCAUCAUCUUCUUCUAGUGUUGUGUUGUCGUCAAGUAGAACUUUCUAGAGUAGAGGAAAAGUAGUGAUUUUUAGUAGAAUGAUUUUCCUUUCUGGUGUUUGAGAAGUACUGUAAGUAGCUGCUUAGAUAAGGUUUAACAUAUUGAAAAUUGCAACAUUCGUAGUAAUGGUUAUUGUAACUUCUAAUGUGAAUGUGUGUGUACAGUAGGUUUUUAGUCUCCCUUCCUUCCUCUCUUUAAUAUUUUUAAAGUGACAGUUUAACUCUGAGUUCUAUUGGAAGUGUGUGUGUGCACGCACCUCCCCAGUGCCCCAUAGUGAGUGCUGUCAACUGAGCAGCUGCCAUGUGGUCUGUCUGUCAGGGUCCUUGACAGAAGUGUCACAGUUUGCCCUCACAUGUCACUCCUCCGCUCAUCUCCCCAUCCCAGGACCCUCUAUGUCACUACUCCUCUCUUCUGCCCAUCUGUCUGGGGACCCUAUAUCCAUGGCUCUGGGAGCUGCCAAACCUCACAUAAUGCUUAGGUCCACUGGAAAAUCUGCUGAGGAAAUAAAUAUGGUGGUUUGGUAGUUUUCCUGUGGAGAUUAGAGAUGCCUGUACAGGAUGACCUGGUCACUCACCACGUCAUGUCACCCCCACGAGCCCACCUCAUCCCUCAUCCUUUUCAUGCUCUUCCGUCUCCUCCUCAAAAAAAAUAGAGUACUGUCCAUGAGCUACAGCCUCUAGCUAACCCUACUACAGCUAACCAGCUAACUCUACUACAGCUAACCAGCUAACACUACUACAGCUAACCAGCUAACCCUACUACAACUACCCAGCUAACCCUACUACAGCUAACCAGCUAACUCUACUACAGCUAACCCUACUACAUCUAACCAGCUAACCCUACUACAGCUAACCCUACUCCAGCUAACCCUAAUGCAACUAACCCUACUGCAGUUAACCCUACUUUUAGCUAACCUUACUCCAGCUAACCUUACUCCAGCUAACCCUACUCCAGCUAAUCCUAUUCCAGUUAACCCUACUAAAGCCAACCCUACUACAGCUAACCCUACUCAAACUAACCCUACCCUACUACAGCUAACCAGCUAACCUUACUCCAGCUAAACUUACUCCAGCUAACCCUAUUCCAGUUAAAUCAAAUCAAAUCAAAUGUAUUUAUAUAGCCCUUCGUACAUCAGCUGAUAUCUCAAAGUGCUGUACAGAAACCCAGCCUAAAACCCCAAACAGCAAGCAAUGCAGGUGUAGAAGCACGGUGGCUAGGAAAAACUCCCUAGAAAGGCCAAAACCUAGGAAGAAACCUAGAGAGGAACCAGGCUAUGUGGGGUGGCCAGUCCUCUUCUGGCUGUGCCGGGUGGAGAUUAUAACAGAACAUGGCCAGGAUGUUCAAAUGUUCAUAAAUGACCAGCAUGGUCCAAUAAUAAUAAGGCAGAGCAGUUGAAACUGGAGCAGCAGCACGGCCAGGUGGACUGGGGACAGCAAGGAGUCAUCAUGUCAGGUAGUCCUGAGGCAUGGUCCUAGGGCUCAGGUCCUCCGAGAGAGAGAAAGAAAGAGAGAAUUAGAGAGAGUACACUUAAAUUCACACAGUACACCGAAUAGGACAGGAGAAGUACUCCAGAUAUAACAAACUGACCCUAGCCCCCCGACACAUAAACUACUGCAGCAUAAAUACUGGAGGCUGAGACAGGAGGGGUCAGGAGACACUGUGGCCCCAUCCGAGGACACCCCCGGACAGGGCCAAACAGGAAGGAUAUAACCCCACCCACUUUGACAAAGCACAGCCCCCACACCACUAGAGGGAAAUCUUCAACCACCAACUUACCAUCCUGAGACAAGGCCGAGUAUAGCCCACAAAGAUCUCCGCCACAGCACAACCCAAGGGGGGGCGCCAACCCAGACAGGAAGAUCACAUCAGUGACUCAACCCACUCAAGUGACGCACCCCUCCUAGGGACGGUAUGAAAGAGCCCCAGUAAGCUAGUGACUCAGCCUCUGUAAUAGGGUUAGAGGCAGAGAAUCCCAGUGGAAAGAGGGGAACCGGCCAGGCAGAGACAGCAAGGGCGGUUCGUUGCUCCAGAGCCUUUCCGUUCACCUUCCCACUCCUGGGCCAGACUACACUCAAUCAUAUCACUGAAGAGAUGAGUCUUCAGUAAAGACUUAAAGGUUGAGACCGAGUUUGCGUCUCUUACAUGGGUAGGCAGACCCUUCCAUAUAAAUGGAGCUCUAUAGGAGAAAGCCCUGCCUCCAGCUGUUUGCUUAGAAAUUCUAGUUAACCCUACUAAAGCCAACCCUACUACAGCUAACCCUACUCCAACUAACCCUACCCUACUACAGCUAACCAGCUACCCCUACUCCAGCUAACUAGAUAAUCCAGCUAAUCAUACCCUACAACAGCUAACCCUACCCUACUCCAGCUAACCAGCUACCCCUACUCCAGCUAACCCUACCCUACUACAGCUAACCCUACUCCAGCUAACCCGACCCUACUACAGCUAACCAGCUAACCCUACUCCAGCUAACUAGAUACUCCAGCUAAUCCUACCCUACUCCAGCUAAUCCUACUCCAGCUAACCCUACCCUACUCCAGCUAGCCAGCUAACCCUACUCCAGCUAACCCUACCCUACUCCAGCUAACCCUACCCUACUCCAGCUAACCCUACCCUACUCCAGCUAACCCUACCCUACUACAGCUAACCCUACUCCAGCUAACCAGCUAACCCUACUCCAGCUAACCCUACCCUACUACUGCUAACCAGCUAACCCUACCCUACUACAUCUAACCCUACCCUACUCCAGCUAACCCUACCCUACUACAGUUAACCAGCUAACCCUACCCUACUACAGCUAACCAGCUAACCCUACUUCUACUAACCUUAGCUCUGGCUCUGUAUAUAUAUAUAACCAUCAGACCAAGGGUUAGGCUAUGGCCAACUGUGUAUCUGACUGUAGCCUACAGUAAAUGUACUUUUAACAUGGCAAUACGUGGUGUGUUCCAUCCGUUUAGAGUGUGUGAAUGAACACCUGGUAGCUGUGUUGUGUGAUCGGUGUGUACAGUAUUUAUUGAUUGAUUUGAAGUCCAUGCUUUUUUGUGUCUUUUAUUUGUGCAUUCAUUCUUGAUUUUAUAUCGCAAUACGCCUUUUGUUAUUACUGUAUUGUGAAGAAAUUGAGUUAAGCUCACUUUUGUGUAGGAACCUUAAAGGACUCCUUGCUAGAAAUAUUAAUUGUUUACAUAUUUGUUUAGCAAUACAUGCCUUUAUGCUACUAUUUGUUUACACACAUACCUAUAUGUGAUUAGUAUUAUUUGUAUAUUUCUAUAUGUAAUUAUUUCUAACAUGUUGUGGUAUUACCACAUUUGGUAGAAGUUCAUACAGUAACUGUGAUAUACUGUAUGGAGUAAGAAUGUUGCUGAUAUGUGUGAAUGUGAAGUAUCCCGAACUCCCAGCCCCUAAGGCCCUCAGCAUUACAGCGGAGCUUUAAUAAACUCUUGACUUUUUCACCUUAUUGCCAUAGUGAUAAAUGAGCGUUAGACAGCUAAUUAAUUG